AUGGAAGAAAGCAAAGAAGAAGCAGAGGCAGCACUGCAAAAGAAGUACUCGUCAAUCGUGGAACAGCUCAACAAACGCCACCAAUCCCGUUCAGACAAUAACAACGAGUCGGAAUCAUCUUCAUCCCCUGCCUUCGAGUCCACAUCAUCCUUCCUCACCCGAUUCUCGAACCUCAAAUCCUCCAUCGAAUCCCAACUCACUCACUCACAUUCCGUCUCCUCUUCCGACCCAUCGCAGCUCAAACCCCAAUUUGAGCAAAUCUCAACAUCAAUCUCCCAUUUGGAGAAGCUUGUUGCAGAAAAUUCCUACUUCCUUCCCUCCUACGACGUUCGAUCCUCCCUCAAAACCAUCGCCGAUUUGACACACACCCUAGAAACCCUCAUCUCCCAGUUUUUCCCUAAGAAGAAGUUCUCCUUCAAGAACAAGGCUGCCACUAAGAAAGACACUACCAACAACAACACUCCCCUACCACUCAAUCGCGGCUCCCCGGGGUUCAGGAACAAAUCCGGUGAGCUUUUGGUGGGUGAUUUUAGGGGAUUGGAGGUUGGCAAAUUCACGGUGUCUGAUCUCAAUUCCUGCGAGGUUAGGAUAAUUGGUUGUGUGAGGAUGCUCUUCGUUCACAGGUUGAAGGAUUCUAGGGUUUACGUUGAGCCCGUGAUGGGUUCAGUCUAUAUCGAGGACGUUGAGGGCUGCGUUUUUGCCAUCGCAUCACAUCAGAUUCGGAUCCAUGCUGCAACAAGGAGCGAUUUUUACCUGAGAGUUAAGAGCAGGCCCAUAAUCGAGGACAGUAAUGAGGUGAGGUUUGUGUCGUACUACUUGCGCUACGAAGGGAUCAAAGAGGAUCUUUGUGGUGCUGGUCUUGAUGCAGAAACUAGGAAUUGGGGGAAUGUGGACGAUUUCAAGUGGUUGAGGGCAGUGUAG
Messenger RNA from Arachis duranensis, 921 nucleotides. RefSeq names its product tubulin-folding cofactor C-like. Bases 1 to 921 code for a protein of 306 amino acids. NCBI's taxonomy places the organism in Eukaryota, Viridiplantae, Streptophyta, Magnoliopsida, Fabales, Fabaceae. Gene Ontology annotation, cellular component: cytoplasm. The record is from RefSeq and is a predicted model, not a curated record. Gene Ontology annotation, molecular function: tubulin binding. The transcript has 2 exons. Gene Ontology annotation, biological process: tubulin complex assembly; post-chaperonin tubulin folding pathway.